CACUCACCACAAACACACAGCGAAAAAAGAGCUAGACUGAGAUGGCAGAAACUGCAGUGUCCUUGGCUCGUGAGCAUUUGCUUCCAAAAAUUGUGGAAGCUGUGAAAAUGCUUAGAGAUCUCCCAAAAGAAGUUGCAGACGUUACAGAAGAACUGGAGAGCUUUCAAGAUUUCAUAAAUGAUACAGAUCAAGGGGCUGAAGCUGAAGAAGAUGAUGGUAGGCGUGAUAGAAUCAAAAAAAGGGUGAUGCGGUUGAGAGAAGCAGCUUUUCGCAUGGAAGAUAUCAUCGACGAAUUCUCGAUUCAUGCGGAAAACAAUCCUCACGAUCCUCGAUGUGCAGCUUUACUCUGUGAGGCUGUUGAGUUCAUCAAAACUCGGAUCCUUCAACUUCAAAUAGCAUAUAAGAUUCAGGAUGUGAAAUCACUUGUUUGUGCUGAAAGAGAUGGCUUCCAAAAGCAAUUUCCUUUACCAACAAAACCGAGUGGUUCUAGAGGAAAUCAGAAUGUCACAUGGCACAAGCUUCGAAUGGAUCCUCUAUUUAUUGAGCAAGAUGAGGUUGUGGGCUUUGAGAGUCCAAAACGUACAUUGAAGAAUUGGUUGAUAGACGGACGAGAAGAGCGCACUGUCAUCUCUGUUGUUGGUUUGGCAGGAGUUGGAAAAACCACUCUUGCUAAGCAAGUUUUUGACAACGUCCAUAAAAAGUUCGAGUGCCAUGCAUUGAUCACAGUGUCUCAAUCCUACACUGUAGAAGGACUGCUGAGGGAUAUGUUGCACCAGUUUUGUAAAGAAAAGAUGGAGAAUCAUCCUGCAGAUGUUUCUACCAUGGAUCGACAAUCGUUGAUUGGAGAAGUCAGAAAGCAGUUGCGCAACAAGAGGUAUGUUGUCAUGUUUGAUGACGUGUGGAAUGAAAAAUUUUGGGAUGAUGUUGAAUCUUCUGUAAUUGAUGCUAAAAAUAAAAGUAGAAUAUUAAGUACAACCAGAUAUGAGAAGGUUGCAGAGUGCUGUAAGAAAUCUUCUUUUAUUGAAGUGCAUAAGCUAGAAAAACCUUUAAGUGAAGAAGAAUGUUUCAGAUUGUUUUGUAACAAGGCAUUUAAGUAUGGUUUUGAUGGACAUUGUCCAGAAGAACUUAAAGAUAUAUCUCUUGAAAUUGUUAGAAAGUGUAAAGGUUUACCUCUAGCAAUUGUGGCCAUCGGUGGUCUUUUAUCUCAGAAAGAUUUUUGUGCACACGAAUGGAUACUGUUUAGUCGAAAUCUAAGUUUAGAGUUGGAGAGGAAUUCUGAGCUAAACAGUAUAGCAAAGAUUUUAAGUUUAAGUUACUAUGAUUUGCCAUACGAUCUCAGAUCAUGUUUAUUGUAUUUUGGAAUGUAUCCCGAAGAUUAUGAAGUUAAAUCUCGUAGAUUGAUUACGCAAUGGAUAGCUGAAGGGUUUGUCAAACGUGAAACUGGAAAAACAUUGGAAGAAGUUGCGCAACAAGAGUUAUCAGGGUUGAUCCGUAGAAGUUUGGUGCAAGUGUCUUCAUUUAGCAUUGAUGGCAAGGUUAAAGGAUGUCGUGUUCAUGACUUAAUACAUGACAUGAUCCUUAGAAAAGCUAAGGAAACAGGGUUUUGUCAAUAUUUUGGUGAGCAUAAUGAAUCAGUGUCAAGUGGGAUAGUCAGACGUUUAAUAAUAGCAACAGAAUCCAAUGAUUUGGUUGGAAUUGAAAGAUCACACAUUCGGUCAAUUCUAUUUUUCAGAAGGAGAAGGUUAACUGAACAAUUCGUGGGCAGAAUCUUUUCAAAAUACAUACCAUUGAGGGUACUUGAUUUUGAAAAUUUUGGACCGUUAAAUGUUCCAAAAGCUUUAUGGAAUUUAAUCCACUUGAAGUAUCUAAGCUUUCGGAAUUCAUGGAUAAGAAGUCUUCCAAAAUCCAUUGGUAAGCUCCAGAACUUGGAGAUCUUGGAUGUACGAGGAACAAUGGUGGUUGACAUACCAAAGGAGAUUAGUAAGAUUAGAAAAUUACGUUAUCUUUUAGGUGAUCAAAUAUCUUUUGUUGCAACAAAAGACUGUCUUGGAAGCAUGACAUUCCUGGAAAAGAUACGGGUCCUCAGAGUAGAUGAUGAAGGAGUGGUAAUUAGAGAGCUAGGAAAGCUAAAGCAAUUAAGAAACCUGAGAAUUUCUAGUGUUAGGGCAGAACACACCAACACUCUAUGUUCCUCCAUACAUGAGAUGCAGUUCUUGGAGGUACUACAUAUUCAUGGAAAGUUAAAAAAGUUGUCAAAUUGGAUUCCACAGCUCCAAAAUCUUGUGAAAUUAUCUUUGAAGUUUUCAGAGUUAACUGAUGAUCCAUUGGAAUCACUAAAAGAUAUACCGAAUUUGUUAGUCGUCGAUAUCAGCAAUGCUUACGUAGGUGAAACUUUGUAUUUUAAAGAUGAAGGGUUUCAGAAACUGAAGGAGCUUCGGCUUAAGUAUUUGAACAAGUUGAAUUCCAUCUUUAUUGAAAGAGGAGCAUUGCCGUCUUUGAAAAAGCUUGUGUUAAAGGAAAUCCCAGAACUGAGGAAAGUACCCAGAGGCAUUCAACACUUAGAGAAACUACAAGUUCUGAUUAUCAAGGAUAUGCCACUUCAGUUUGUGCACAGCAUUGAUGGCCAUGGAGGACAAGACCAUUGGAUGAUCCAGCACGUGCCUGAUGUGCGAAAUUCGAACUUGAUUAUUGAAGCUAUUCGAUCUCGAGUCGAGAUAUCAACUAUACUUGAAGGAAGAAAAAGGGAGAAGUUAUUGAGCAAAGGAAGAAGUUAUUGAGGCAAAGGGGAGGGAGAUCGAAUUAAGUGUCAAAAGAAUAUGAGAAUAAUAAUGUUUGUGAAUAUGCCUUUGUUAUAAAAUCAGCAGGACACAAAAAGAUUAUUAAUGACUCAUGAAUAUAUCACCUUCACAGCUUUUUUUUAGUUUUGAAUAAAUUGACUCAUUGAAUUUUAUCCUAUUAUAAAGUGUUUGAUACUGAUUUUCACCACAAUAAUGCAAAUAUUGAUUUUCAUUGCAAUAACACAGACCAACACAUGGAUCAUUCUCUUACAUGUCAUAUUAAAGUGAUUGAACUCUCAACCCUUAUCACUAUUCUAGCUGGACUCACCAUGUAUAUAGUACUUUCAUGUC
Molecule: messenger RNA, 3128 nt
Organism: Cajanus cajan (pigeon pea)
Lineage: Eukaryota; Viridiplantae; Streptophyta; Magnoliopsida; Fabales; Fabaceae
Product: disease resistance protein RPM1
Biological process (GO): defense response to other organism
Molecular function (GO): ADP binding
Source: RefSeq, a predicted model, not a curated record